Gymnodraco acuticeps is the source of this 4365-nucleotide messenger RNA. It is a transcript of the gene kbtbd7, whose product is annotated as kelch repeat and BTB (POZ) domain containing 7. Lineage: Eukaryota; Metazoa; Chordata; Actinopteri; Perciformes; Bathydraconidae. Bases 342 to 2207 code for a protein of 621 amino acids. The record is from RefSeq and is a predicted model, not a curated record. Gene Ontology annotation, molecular function: protein binding. The transcript has a single exon.
GUUUCCAAUCCAAAAACCGUUUGACACUCAAAACAGUUGUCAGCAUUUACCAGAUAAAUCAAAGAAAAUAGACACUACUGCCAGUGACUCGGUACAAUUGAUGGAUUAUCGUACAUUUAAAUGCGAUUUUAGGAUUAGUUGGACAUAUUGACUUUCAGCUGGUAAUGUAUUUUUCACAGCAUAUGUUUGAUUUUCCUCUAUGAACGGAUGUGUUAUUAUCAGCGGACGGCUAUAUCCAUGAGCCUCUCCCGUUAUCCGAAUAUGUCAAACGUAUGACGGCGGUUUAUUUGACACAUCCGCCGACGUAAAAUAGCCAUACAUUGCUCACUUAAGUUGCUGCAAUGGCUAUGGCGUUGAGUUUCUUCAGUGGUCCCGAGGUGCUCGAGGACGUGAAUCACGCUCGGGGUUUGAUGGACGAGUUGAAAUUCCUGUAUGACUGCCGCCUGCUCGGGGACGUUACUAUCGGAGUGGAGAGUGAAGAGGAAGAGUCAACCGGAGAGGCAGCCAGGGGUGACAUUGGACAACUUUUCCUGUGCAGCCGCAACGUCCUCGCAGCUGCCAGCCCUUACUUCAAGAGCAUGUUCACCGGGGGGCUAAAUGAAAGCAUGCAGCAGAGAGUAGUCAUCCGCGGGGUGGACUCUGAGUCCAUGUCUGUUAUCAUCGACUACUGUUACACAGGCAGGGUGACCAUCACGGAGAGCAACGUCCAGAGGCUGUACGCAGCAUCAAACAUGCUCCAGCUUGAGUACAUCAGGAAGGCUUGCUCCAGCUUCAUGACGAGGAGGCUGGACCUAUCAAACUGUGUGGGGAUUCUGAAAUUUGCUGACUCUUAUGACAAUCCUGAAUUGAAGGACACUGCUCAAGCCUUUAUAGCAAGACAUUUUAGCCAGGUGUGUAGUGGAGGGGAGCUCUGUGAGUUGGAUUUGAUACAACUGAAAGAGAUAUUGUCUCUGGACGCUUUGGAUGUGGACUGUGAAAGGAAGGUCUGCUCGGCUGCUUUGCAGUGGAUAGAGGACAAUGCACCACAGAAAAGGGAGGAUGCACUACAGGCAUUGAAAUGCGUACGCUGGAACUUGUUUAACGAGAAGGACAAGUGUUACUUGGAGGGUCUCAUGGCCAGGCCUUUAAUUGAGAAAUACCUCGAAACCUUCUUUAACACGUCUGCAGAGGUCAGCUGUGCAAUACCUGCAACUCUGGACAUACCAAAACAGAGAAUAGGUGUAAAUGCAAAAGAAAUGAUCCUCUUUUUCGGCCUACCAAACGACAACAUAAUGUGCUGCGACCCUUACUCAGAGGACCUGUAUUUCAUGGCUCCUCCUUUAGAAGACCUCAGCAGUCAGGAUUACAAACGCUCUACCAUGGAGUCCUUAAUCGCCUGUGCCACCCCUGACAACAACCUGUACCUAGCCUCCCACCUCUCCAAACACUUCUGGCUGUACAACCCUGUGAUGAACAGCUGGCAGGAGUUAGCAGAGAGGCCGCUGGGGAGGAUCCACUCUGGGAUGGGCUACCUCAACGGCCAUGUUUACCUCCUGGGAGGAAGAAACCCAGUGACGGAUUCCCGACUGAAGGAGGUGGAGUGUUACAGCAUCCAGAGGAACCAGUGGACAUAUGUGGCUCCUUUGCCUCAUUCCUUAGGUAAAAUGCAGGUGGUGGCACUAAACGAUCAGCUGUAUGUGGUGAACAAAAGGAGAAUGCUUUGCUACGAUCCCAGGAGGAACCGCUGGCGCCACUGUGGAUCACUGAGGAGGGACAAGCUUCAUAAGGCCUGCGUGUAUCAGGACCAGAUCAUCUGUGUGUGUGACAUCCCUGUGGUGAAAGCCUACAGCCCCACCCGAGGGGAAUGGAAGAGGCUCGGGGACAUUCCCAUCGACAGUCGGGCCCUGAACUACCAGGUGAUCCAGCACAACAACAAGCUGCUCCUCCUCACUCAGACGUUACUACAGCACAACAAAAACAGGGUCCUCAUUCAUGAGUACGACCCCGGCAGGGACAACUGGAAGAACAUCAUGGCGGUGUAUGUGUCCACCCUGGGGCCCGUGUGUGUUUCUACACGCGUGUACCCAGCAUGCCUAGGCUCUGCGCACAGCUUCUCUACAGAGGAGGACGAUGACAGUGGCUCCAGUGCCGACUGGGACUUUGACGGUUUGACGGACGCAGACUCAGACUCUGGCAGCUCUAGCUCUUUCUCAGAUGAGAACUGGUAGUUAAAUAUGUUACUGUGUCAAUAAAAAGUUUUAAUUAUGUAUCGCUUUGUGAAUUUUUACAGGGUUCUGACUGCCAGAAAAAGCUCAGCGAUUAAUGAAGUAUUAAAGCCAGCCAUACAGUUGAAGAAGUCCAUUGAAAUCUUUAUUUCACAUGGACGGAUAAAGAUUAUUUUUUAAAGAAAAUAAACUUAGCAGAGUUUGUUUCAGAAAUGCCAAGAGACAAGGCCUUUUUUGUUCAAUUUCUAUCAUGUGCUGCCAGCACUAAGGUCUGCUAUAUUCUUGUUUACACAAUUACUCUUGACUUGUAUGUGAUGGGAGUUCCCCUUAAGAGCCAUACUUUAGCACAUUCAUAAGGGCAGCUGAAUGAAAGUGACUCCAGAGAUGUAGUGUUACCUUUCCAUUACAUUUGAACACUUUGCCUCUUAGGUCGUCCUACAAUAUCCAUAUUGCAGUGGUUUCCAAACAGCCUUUGGAAAUAAACUACAAUUUAAUAUACCUUUUUCAUUGGUAAGAGUUUUACUUCCACUUGUCAAACAUUUCUGUGAACAAGAUCUCUUUUAAGAGUGCUUUGAUUCUGCCGCAGAAAAGUAACUUACCAACAAGUACAAAAUAAUAGACUUGUGACGAUCAUUCAAAUAAAAAAUACAAAGACAUCUAUUCUGCUCUUGAGUUCACUGUCAAUAUAGCAUGAAAAUGUUGUGUUUUUAUGUUACAUCUCUGUCCGCUGCAUUUGUUUUUAUUUCUUUACGUGGGAUAUGGCAAAAAAAAAAUCCCUCAUGCAAGUUGCUUUAUAUUUGAAAAUGCUCCUCCAGAGUUACAAAAUAGUUUGUAGGUACAGUUUACACGGGCUGAGAAGUAAUCCCUGAAAUAAAAUUCCCUUUAAUGUGUUAUAUCACCACAGGGCCCCUUUAAUGCUCUGACAUUGUGUUAUGUUGUAUAAAGACAGAAAUAUAGAUUUUAUUUAACUUGAAUAAAUGAGCACACCUGCUGACGAUUGCUGUCAAAUCAUGACUGUGACUUUUGGGACAUCCGGUAGCUCAAGUGCCUCAUGUUUCUAUGACUACACAAUAUGAAGGGCUUUAACAUGUGCUGUCCUUUUUUACCUUGUCGAUGCACUCCAAGAUGUCACACACAGCUGAGGUGUGUAGAAGCCAAUGUACUGUAAGCUCACUCAGGUCUAGGCUCCAGCAAAAGCCUGUAUGCCAUGACAUUUUUUUUUUAAUGAAGUAAAAUGAUGUGAUUUUUUGUGACAAAUUAUACAUUUAUGAUUUUUAAUUUUAAUUAUUUAAUGAAGUUUAUGUGUUUGCAUAUCUAUGAUUUAACAUCUAUGUUGUAUUCGAAAAAGCCAAACUGUUUCACAAAGUGUUGAGUAUUGUUUGGUCCUGAUUCAUUGUUUUAGUUUGAGGACAUUUUGUCUGCAUGUCGACUAAUACACUGUUGCAAAGCCAUCAUCCGCCCUAACCAUUCAUACAUUCAGUUACCAGUUUAUUUAUUUUGUAUUUAUUAGUUAUGUUGAAGCAAAUAGAAGGGUCUCUAAUGAACUACUCUCAUUGAUAUAAAUGCUGUAUACACAUAUUGAAAUCACGUCUCAGUAUAUAUCAAAAUGCUACAAACUGCAGCCUCUUAAUUUAACAUAAAGUGUAUUAAACCCCUUUAUAUCGAUGAGUAUGAGACUAUUAGUUUCAGCUAGUUGUACCCAAUAAACUGGUAAAUAAGUGUAGUGUUGUCCCCCUGUAUGAUGCAUAACUGAAGUGUUAUAUUUGAGUUGUGUUUGUGUCAGAGAGUUUAUUGUAUUGGACUCCAAUAGUUGUACUGUAACUCAAAGAAGACAAUAUAUAAAUAAUCAUGUCAAAAUACUUCACUUUUUAUGUUGUGUAAAGUCAUAUCCACAGAACAUGGUGAUUUGCAAAUACUUACCCUGUAAACACAUACUUGAUUUAACACAAUAUGAUAGGCUAAAAUGAAAAGUUAUAAACGCUUAUUCAGACUUCACUCAACAUCAAUAAAAAGAAUAUAUGUUUGUGGAUUGUCUUCUGUGUGUUACAACUAAAGUCAGUUAAGAAACGUCCAUGAAGGGGGGAUUGACUCCGUAACACAUGGCCUGGAUUAUAAAGUUGUUUUUGGUGAUUGUUUCAAAAUAAAUGUGACUGAUGCAGAA